AUGUCGGACUUCGCCAACGGCGCCAUCGGCUUUGACGUCAGCAUCGCAGACCCGGUCGCGCGGAUUCAAAGCUUCAUCGACAAAUGGCAUCAAGCAAAGGACUACAACGGCUUCGACGCCGCCUUGAUGCGUCACAUUCGCAUCAUUUCCACCUCUCUAUCCCCUUCUUCUUCUUCAUCCAGUCCUGGCGUUGAUGACAUGUCCUAUCCUGCAACAGUUGCCACAGCAAAAUUCACUCUCCUCACCAUCCCUGCUCUCUGUAACCCCAUGAGUCGCAUGCAUGGUGGCGCCGUCGCUCUGCUCGUCGACAUGGCAACCACAAUGACGACGGCAGUGAUCAGCAAGGAGGGAUGGUGGGAAUUCGGCGGGGUGAGUAGGAAGUUGGCAGUCACUUACUUGCGGCCAAUUCUGGGGGAUGCAGAGAUCACGAUUCUGUGCGAGUUGAGGAGUGUGGGAAAGCGGUUGACGUUUUGUCAAUGUCUCAUCGAAGACGAGCAGGGAAAUCUGUUAGCGGUUGGCGAGCAUGAUAAAAGCGCGUUGAGCACGUCGGAUCCAAGCCGCAAAAGCAAGAUGUGA
Messenger RNA from Pseudovirgaria hyperparasitica, 576 nucleotides. RefSeq lists its product as uncharacterized. The transcript has 3 exons. The record is from RefSeq and is a predicted model, not a curated record. The coding region runs from base 1 to 576 and encodes 191 amino acids. Gene Ontology annotation, molecular function: fatty acyl-CoA hydrolase activity. NCBI's taxonomy places the organism in Eukaryota, Fungi, Ascomycota, Dothideomycetes, Acrospermales, Acrospermaceae.